CAUCCACUGACAUUAGUGCGCGCAGAAAUAAUAUUGUCCACGGAAAUGACCUCACACGAAAUGGGCGCAUGAAUACCUGAAAGAAACGGUAAACACGGCUGGCUAGCUAGCAUGUGAAACAUCAUGGGAAGAGUGAGUAUUAGCUAGUACUAGUGUGCCUAAUGUGAGACAAGGAAUAAUCAGCAAUGGCCGAUGAUGGGGAGCUGAACCAAAUGGGGAGCCCCACCAGCUCAUCUGGUCAAUGUGGCCGCCAGACAUAUCGAAGUUGUGCCCAUUCCCGCAGCCUGUUGGAUGGGCUAUUUGGCCUGAGGCAGGGUGGCAUCCUGUUUGACGUAGUGCUCAUGGUGGAGGGCAAGCCCCUCCAAGCCCAUCGUAUCCUCCUGGCUGCCGCAUGUGACUACUUCAGAGGGAUGUUUGCUGGAGGUCUCAGAGAGACGCAGCUGACAGAGAUUCCAGUGCAUGGGGUGACCUACACUGCCAUGACCAAACUUCUGGACUUCAUCUACACAUCGGAGCUUGAGCUAGACCUGGACAACGUGCAGGAGGUCCUGCUUGCUGCCACUCUUGUACAGAUUGAGGAGGUUAUUGGCUUUUGCUGUGACUUCCUCUUUUCCUGGCUGGAUGACAGCAACAUCUUGGAAGUUGACAAGCUGGCUGAUGUGUAUGGGCUGCAGCAGCUGGGGGCCAAGGUGCACUCCUACAUCCUGAGGAACAUUCAGACGUUCUCUCGCACAGAGGUGUACCGCCAGCUUCCCCCAGAGAAGGUUCUCAGUGUGCUGAGCAGUGACGAGCUGGAGGUCAGCUCAGAGAACGAGGUGUACGAGGCAGCUUUGCACUACCACUACAGCCCAGAGCAGGUGGAGACAGAUCAGGUGUCCCUCCAGGACAAUCUGAGGAUGCUCGAGGCAGUGCGUUUCUGCCUCAUGGACAAACAGGUGUUGCAGAGACUGUUUGGGCGGCUGAAUCAGUGUCCACUGAAGGACUUUGUGGCAGCUGCACUGCGUUACCACGAGCAGGAGCUUUGGCAGCCCAUCCUGCAGGGCCCCCUCACCCAGCCCCGUUCCAACUUCAACUGCAUCCUUGGCUUCGGAGGUAUGUUCUCCUCUGGCUCACUGACUGAGAACGAAGAAUUGUUCCAGGUCUAUCACCCUAGCUGGGGUGAGUGGAGGACACUCGCGGCUGCUCAGGCCCCCCGCAUGUCCAACCAAGGUAUCGCUGUGCUGAACAACUUUGUCUAUCUGAUUGGGGGAGACAAGAACACCAGCGGCUUUCGUGCAGAGACUCGCUGCUGGAGAUAUGACCCUCGCCACAACAUCUGGUGCUCCAUCAAGCCCCUUCAGCAGCAGCAUGCAGACCACUGUGUGUGUGUGCUGGACGGACACAUCUACGCUAUUGGGGGGCGCGACUACAGCAAUGAACUGGAGUGUGUAGAACGCUACGACCCACACACCAACACCUGGGAAUAUGUGGCAGCCCUCAGGAGAGAGGUGUAUGCACACGCCGGAGCAGUCUUGGAUGGCAAGAUGUACGUCACUUGUGGGCGGCGGGGAAUGGCGUACCUGAGAGAGACCUACUGUUAUGACCCCCAGCACAACCAGUGGGCAGCGUGUGCAGAGGGGCCGGUGGAGCGGGCAUGGCAUGGUAUGGCUGCUGUCAAUGGACGAGUCUAUGUCAUUGGUGGCAGCAAUGAUGAGCGCGGGUACCGCCGAGAUGUUCUCCAGGUGGCAUGCUACAGCCCAGCAGAUAACUCUUGGUCUGUGAUGACUCCUCUACCAGCUGGUCAUGGGGAGCCCGGUGUGGCAGUACUCGGCAGCCUCAUCUACAUACUAGGUGGGCGCUCUCAUGACAAGAGCAACCGUAUGAAAUACGUGCACGUGUAUAACACAGAGGCAGACCUCUGGGAGAGUGGGACAGCAUUCGACGACCGUAUCUCCGGCCUGGCAGCCUGCGUGGUCCUCCUCUCCCGUGCUGUGAUUGAUCAAGCCAAGAACUGGGAGCAGCGCACCAAGGCAUCCUGGGAGGAGGUGGAUUUGGACAACUCUGAGGACUGACUGACUGACGUGGUCCUGACUGUGGAGGAGGAGACUAGAGCGGUGUUCAGAGGUGGCAUUGAACUGAAUCUGAGGGGAAUCUGUUAUUUGCUGAAUCUUUUAUUUUGCAUGCAAGGCUGAAUGAAUCCAUGUGGUAUUUCCCUAGCUUGUUUGAUACAGUGGUGAUGGGAGGGUAGUCUCUCCCUGCAUGUUGACCACGCUGAGUGCCUCUGAACCAAAGUGUUAACAAAAACCUUUUGCCUCUUUCUCUUGUGUUGUUGCUCCAACAUCUGUACUUCUGUAGGCCUUCUCCCGUCUUUGCAGCUUGCCCUCACUUUGACCUGAAGACGUUUCUGCGUGUGUGUCUGCCAGAUUGACAGAUUAAGGUGACUUUACCACUUUGGUCUAUCACUGCUGUUCCCCCUUUAUUUUAUACAAAGAGGAGAAGAAAGAAAUAGCCUUUUUUUGGAACACUUCCUCCACAAAAUCAUACAAAUGUUUCACAGCUCUUCAACUUAACAUUACACCCAGUUCAAAUGAGGUACAGAGGGAUAUUCAUUGACUAUGCAAUAAUUUGAUGAGGAGGAGUACUCGAAAGUGAUCACGGUUAACAAAAUCUAUAAUCUCAUAUUUAGUUUGACAUUUUAGACCUAAUAAUAACCUUUGCUAUUACAGUAUCAUUAGAUAUAUAAUAUUUAAUUUGUUUAAUGUUGCACUUGUGAAGGAAACAGGCCAUUCAUUUGCCAGCUUGGAAACCGAAACUGUUUGUCUAGUUCUGUUGAGCCUGAUUCAUGGUUUAUGUUCCAAUAUUGACCCUUAUAACCACUGGUUAUUACUAUGAUAUCAUGAGAAUGGCAUUUACUCAUCAUGCACUUAAAAGGAAUAAUGAUUAAUUUGUCUUAUUUCCACACUGUGCCUUGUUUUCUCUGUUACACUUAAGACAGGGUUUCUUGUUUGGUUGGAAAUGGGCCUUUAAUAAUGUGCCUCUUCUAUCACAGUUUAUCAAAUUGUUGUUUAUGAAAAAAGUCACUAAUUGUUGACAGUGGAUUUGAAUAAAGAUGUAGUAAACAUGUGAUUAUACUACAGUUGGUAUACAUGAAAUCAUCCAGAAUAUUUUACCCUGCAUCUCAGUAAUAAAAAUAAGAUCAUAUUCUAAACCACAA
Messenger RNA from Salvelinus namaycush (lake trout), 3193 nucleotides. It is a transcript of the gene klhl22, whose product is annotated as kelch-like family member 22. The transcript is spliced from 8 exons. Gene Ontology annotation, cellular component: cytosol; Cul3-RING ubiquitin ligase complex; nucleus. Gene Ontology annotation, molecular function: protein binding. Lineage: Eukaryota; Metazoa; Chordata; Actinopteri; Salmoniformes; Salmonidae. Bases 186 to 2051 code for a protein of 621 amino acids. Gene Ontology annotation, biological process: positive regulation of TORC1 signaling; protein monoubiquitination; proteasome-mediated ubiquitin-dependent protein catabolic process. The record is from RefSeq and is a predicted model, not a curated record.